AUGGUCGACGCGGGGAACAGCCAGACGCAGAGAUCAAAGUCUCUCCAGACGACCAAGACACCUGAGCCACGAUUAGACCAGCAACUCACCAGCGGCCAGGACAACGGCAGCAACACCCCCAGCACCCCGGGUGUCUUUCCUGCUUUCGACUGGGAAGAUUUCGAAGCCCGAUAUGAGAAGGCUCUCGCCGAUGCCGACGACAAAGAGCGUGAGCUUUUGCUUGAAUUCGACAGUCUCGUGAAGUACUUCAACGUCUGGGCCUCCACUUCCAGUGCCCACGACAACGAGCGUGCAGUCAAGCGCCUUCACACGAGACAGAGAUAUGUCAACCUGGCGGAACAGAACAUGGCUCACAAGCAGGAGCACAUGACAGAGGUCCUCCGGGCAUUCCAGAGUGCCCUCGCCCUCCUGAGCAGGUCUUAA
Messenger RNA from Colletotrichum orchidophilum, 423 nucleotides. RefSeq lists its product as uncharacterized. The record is from RefSeq and is a predicted model, not a curated record. Bases 1 to 423 code for a protein of 140 amino acids. Lineage: Eukaryota; Fungi; Ascomycota; Sordariomycetes; Glomerellales; Glomerellaceae. The transcript has 3 exons.